This is a messenger RNA of Melanotaenia boesemani (Boeseman's rainbowfish), 570 nucleotides long. It is a transcript of the gene exoc1l, whose product is annotated as exocyst complex component 1 like. The transcript has 3 exons. The record is from RefSeq and is a predicted model, not a curated record. The coding region runs from base 1 to 570 and encodes 189 amino acids. NCBI's taxonomy places the organism in Eukaryota, Metazoa, Chordata, Actinopteri, Atheriniformes, Melanotaeniidae.
AUGUCAUCUCUUUUGAAGAAGGAGAUGCAGAGAGUUUUAUUCCAACCAGAAAAACAAAGACUAGUGGAGUUUAUAGAGAUCGAAGAGCCGUCAGCUGGAAGACAUUUUCUGUGUGUUUCAGUUGGAAAAAACAGUGUGGUGCAAAUAUGCAUAGUGCAAUGUCAGCUCACUAAGAGGUCCCUAAAAUCUGGAUCCAAGAAGUCCCAAACCAAACGCUCCAGCAUACAGGACAGCUACAAAAGGACAGAGAUCUGGUCCCUGCAAGACUUGACUCUUGUUGACGGACGAGACCCUGAUGUGGAUGACCCCUGCUUCCUGCUUCAAUUUGACAAGGUGCGUACAGUCACGGCUGUCAGCUGCUCAGCUAAAUACGCUAUGACACGUGCCCUGGUUGCCCUCAGCGACAAGCAUUAUCAGAGGUCACUGAAUAUACGAAACUUUGACUAUGCUUACAUCAAACCCUCCACCUUCUACUCCAACAAAGGGGAUUGUGCUGUUCUAUCACAGAUAUGCUUCUAUGCCUGCAACCUGCUUUGUCUGUCCAUGUGUCACGUUCCUCUGGAUGGAUAA